Knipowitschia caucasica is the source of this 4833-nucleotide messenger RNA. The record is from the annotation of a GenBank genome assembly. NCBI's taxonomy places the organism in Eukaryota, Metazoa, Chordata, Actinopteri, Gobiiformes, Gobiidae.
AUGAAAAGUUCAGCAGGGUCUCUGGAGGAGAGGGGAGAGACUGAGCUACAUGUGGACCUAAACGUGUGGAUCUAUAAGUCACUGAAGAGGAGCGGAACCAUGUGGCUUCUCUGCUCUACACUGAUGCUCCUGGCGAUCAGUGUUGGAUUAUGUGACCCAUCGACAGAAACAAAAGAUGAACUGUGCCCGUCCGUGCAAGUGGAUGAGUGGAAGUUUCCCCAAGCGGCCAGGCAAAAUAUCACAGGUUUUAAUCUGGUGCGGCGCUUCUCCCUCCUCAAAAGUCAAGAUGUAAAGAAGAUCCGCAAUCCAAAGGGACCAGUCACCCUGCGCCUGGGAAAGACUGCCCUCGUCCGCCCCACUGAUCAGGUCUUCCCUCGUGGCCUUCCUGAUGACUUCACUCUAAUCUUCACCCUGGCUCUAAAGAAGAGUGCCCUGCGGGACGCCAUCUACCUCUUGCAGAUUUCAGAUGAGCAGGGAUACCCACAGCUCUCUGUGGAGCUCAAUAGUCCCGAGGCGACCCUGUCAGUGAGGGCCGUGGGAGCAGAGCCUUCCUCUGAGCUGGUGAGCUGUGACUUCAGUGGGGAAGGGGUCAAGUCUCUCCUGGACCUGCGCUGGCACAAGGUGGCGCUGAGUGUGGGAGCGACCUCGGCCUCGCUGCAUGUGGACUGCACCUCUGUAGAGACCGUGGACCUGGCGCCCCGCGGACCUGUGUCCACUCAGGGACACACUCUGCUGGGGGUGCGUGCUGUGGACGCCAGCUCCACACAGAUGGAUAUUCAACAGGUGAUGCUGUACUGUGAUCCAGCACUGGCCCGUGAAGAAGCCUGCUGUGAAAUCCCUGGAGCUAGGUGUCCACCAGAAGCCUCCAAGAGCCGCCGCGCUGCUGAGAAUGACUUACUGGAAAAUACCUUCAGUCAGGACAUUUUUGGCUCUAGAGAUGCUGGACAGAAGGUAGUAAAUCUUGGUGAAGUCACUGGCUUUAAAGGAGAAAAAGGGGAGAGGGGUGAUGACUGCUCUGGCACACAUUCAGGUCCUUGUGCCGCGGGACCCAAGGGCCCGAAAGGAGACAAAGGCGAACCGGCAGGUCCUCGUAACUGGGGAGAAGCACUUUUGUACAAGGGUGAAAAAGGUCAGAAGGGAGAGCUCGGCCCACAGGGCCUCACAGGAACUCCAGGGAAAGAUGGACGAACAGGUUCGGUUUGUGUAGUGGGACCGAAAGGACAGAAGGGCACACCGGGCAAAGUGGGACCUGAAGGAUUAGCAGGACUCCCAGGACUCCCGGGCCUCCCGGGCGAGGGCAAACCUGGACCCCCGGGCCCUCCUGGUAUUGCAAAAGGCAUCAAGGGAGAUUCUGGAACACCAGGACUUGAUGGAAUUCCAGGAGAUCCAGGUCCUAGAGGUCCUGGUGGUGUUAAAGGGGAGAAGGGGGAUCCGUGUGAGGUGUGCCCGGUGCUGCCCACAGACCUCACUAACACCAUAGCUCUUCAGGGAAAACCUGGAUCAAAGGGUGAACCGGGGGUGCCAGGCGUGGGAGAGAGAGGGCCUAUUGGGCCUCAAGGAGUGGAAGGCAAAACAGGACAGAAGGGAGAAUCAGGCUCUGACGGUUCCAAAGGUGCAAAGGGUGAACCAUGUUCUUCUUGCCCCACUCUGGGUCAGUUACCUGCCAAUCUGCUCCCUGGAAUUAUGAGCCAGUCUCUGAAAGGAGAGAAGGGGGAACAGGGAACAGGCCCAAAAGGCGAGCAAGGCGAGGCCGGUGCUGUGGGCUUACCAGGACCUAGAGGAGAAAAGGGCAGUGCAGGCAGUAAUGGAGUUGAUGGAAAGUCGGGAAAGCCUGGACCACGGGGGUUAAGUGGUAAAGAUGGACAAAAAGGAGCAAGGGGCGAUCAAGGACUCCCAGGUGUUGGACUUCCAGGUGCUAAAGGAGAAAAAGGCGAGUGUGGCCUUUGUCAGCCAUCUGAGGUUGGAAGUGGGCACCACAAUAUCACCCUGCAUGCAAGAGCCGGUGAACCAGGCCCCCCAGGGCCAGCCGGGCCUCCUGGCUUUGGAGCCGAUGGCAAACAGGGCCCACCAGGUGUGAUGGGUGCCAAAGGUGAAAAGGGAGUAAAAGGAGAACAGGGGGAUAAAGGCAUUAGUGGUGCCCCUGGAAUCCCUGGUCUGCCAGGAGAGUCCGGACAAGAUGGCCAAAGAGGCUUUAAAGGCGAGAAGGGUGAUGCUUGCACCACCUGCCUACCGGUGGGUGCCUCAGGAGGUGAGAGUGUAUAUAUCCCUGGUCCCAAAGGGGAGAGAGGAGAGCCCGGCUUACCGGGACAAGGCAAACCAGGCAAAAAUGGGUCACCAGGCGCGGCAGGUGUUCAAGGCCCUUCUGGUAUUAAAGGAGCCAUGGGAGAACCUGGUCUCGCUGCAACUGGUCUUCCAGGGCUUCAGGGUGUAGAGGGACCAAGAGGGUUGCCUGGACCUGUUGGACCCCAAGGAGAGAGAGGAUAUCCUGGUUUUGUGGGAGAGAAGGGAUACAAAGGUGAUGUUGGACUUCCUGGACAACCAGGACCUGUGGGGCCUGCUGUCGAGGGACCUCCGGGUAAAGAUGGAAAACCUGGUUUUAAUGGGUUGCCAGGAGCAGAAGGAAAGCCAGGACAAGACGGAGCUAAGGGGGACAAGGGUGAACCUGGAGAGUGCAACUGCAUCCCCCCCUCAUACACGGUUGUGGGCGGACCAGGAGCUCCAGGAACUGCAGUAAACUCGUGGCAAUCUGGCCCAGAGGGCCCUCCUGGACCCCCUGGUCCACCAGGACCCCCAGGAGCCCAAGGAGUAACAGGAAUCCAAGGCCCGCAGGGUAUCCCUGGAAACGACGGGAUACCGGGGAAUCCGGGUUUGCCUGGAAAGAUCAUCACUGUUGGAUUAGAAAAGCUGCCUCAAGACGCUGCAAACACAGAUGGCUUGCCAGGGGUCCCGGGUAUGGCAGGUGCCAAAGGAGAGAAAGGAGAUGAGGGCAAACCAGGGGUAACUCCACUGGACAACUGUGAUAGGUGUUUGGAUAAACUGCAGAAGAUGCAGGCAACCCAAGCGAAUGACCAGUCCUACAUGGGACCACCUGGAAUCCCAGGAGUACCAGGAUCACCUGGAACAAGGGGGGAGCCGGGUAUACCAGGAGACAGAGGCUCUACUGGGUUACCAGGGAAUAUGGGCCCCCCUGGAUUCCCUGGUCUCCAAGGUCCGUCCGGCUCACCCGGUCAGAGAGGAGAGCAGGGGUCACCCGGACUACAAGGAUUAAAAGGAGAGCAAGGCCCUGCAGGAACCUCUGGGUAUCCGGGAGCUAUGGGAACACCAGGACUGCCGGGACUUAAAGGUGAACGUGGAAGUCCAGGCAGUGCAGGCAGUAAUGGAGAAGCAGGUUCUCCAGGCAGCCCAGGAUCCCCUGGGUCCGCUGGUGCUCCGGGCAUUAAGGGAGAUACAGGACCAGCUGGGCCUGAAGGACCCAAAGGUGACCAGGGAUUCCAAGGACCACCAGGUUUUCCUGGACCUCCCGGCGGACCAGGACCUGCCGGUAAAACUGGAAGAGAAGGGUCACCGGGACUAAAGGGUGAAAAGGGAAACGAUGGCCUUCAGGGAUCUCAAGGGGCCACCGGACCACCGGGAUCUCCUGGCUCUCCAGGGCUCAUGGGUCCUCCAGGUAUGGAAGGGGUUGAUGGAAAAGAUGGAAAACCAGGGCAACUAGGUGUACCAGGGCCUGCUGGCCCAGUGGGGCCUCGCGGGAUCCCGGGAUUCAAGGGAAUCAAGGGUCAUGCGGGCUUCCCAGGAGCAAAGGGGGAAAUUGGCCCCUCUGGUCUUCCUGGUCCACCAGGUCGUCCUGGUCAUGAGGGUGACCCCGGCACUCCAGGACUACAAGGCCGACCUGGACCUGCAGGACAUGCUGGUCCCACAGGUCCAGCAGGGCCCCCUGGUCCCCCAGGUCCAACUGGAGUGGGUACAAAGGGAGACAAAGGUCAGGCUGGUGAGAGAGGUUUGCCAGGCAUGUUAGGGCCUCCUGGAACUCCAGGACACCAAGGACCAAUGGGUGAACCCGGCAGUGAUGGAGCUGCUGGUAAAGAUGGAGCAGCGGGCACGCCAGGGGACACUGGACUACCAGGUCAAAAGGGUGAACCAGGGGGCCCUGGUCAGAGAGGUGCACCUGGUGAAAGAGGACGCCCUGGGCCUCCAGGCGGUGGAGGCUACCACAGCAAAGAUGCACAGCCCAUGAUGGGGCCAGCUGGUCCCAGGGGGGAGAGGGGAAGCCCUGGGACAGAGGGUCUCCCUGGAUCUCCUGGGUCACCGGGGACACCAGGAAAUGAUGCUGCGGUAAACUAUGACGAAAUCAAGAACUUCAUACGGCAGCAAGUUAUUAAGAUAUUCGAUGAGAGAAUGGCCUACUAUAUGUCCCGGAUGCAGAUGCCAGAAACGGUGGCUUCUCCAGGGCGUCCUGGGCCUCCUGGUAAAGAUGGCAUCCCUGGCAGUCCAGGGGCCCCAGGAUCCCCUGGCAUGCCCGGACACAUGGGCAGACAGGGCCGGUCUGGCGGACAAGGACCAGCUGGACCACGAGGACCACCAGGAGAAAAAGGAGAUAAAGGAAUUGGUGAAAUGGGAGAUGUAGGACCUCCUGGUGCACCAGGUAUGCCAGGACCUCAAGGUUAUGGAAAGAUGGGACCACCAGGACCCGUUGGUCAACAGGGUGUUCCUGGGAUUCCAGGCCCUCCUGGAGGGCCAGGCUCAAAGGGGAAGGAUGGACGGUGUAAUCCAGGGGACUGUAUGAGUCAUCAAGUGGAGUACAGUCCUAAAGGGCCAGUGAAGGGCCCCUGGUAG